Messenger RNA from Octodon degus (degu), 3173 nucleotides. RefSeq names its product vascular cell adhesion molecule 1 (gene Vcam1). Gene Ontology annotation, molecular function: integrin binding. Bases 238 to 2445 code for a protein of 735 amino acids. NCBI's taxonomy places the organism in Eukaryota, Metazoa, Chordata, Mammalia, Rodentia, Octodontidae. Gene Ontology annotation, cellular component: membrane. The record is from RefSeq and is a predicted model, not a curated record. Gene Ontology annotation, biological process: cell-cell adhesion. The transcript is spliced from 9 exons.
GUCAGCUAAACUUUUUUUCUCAGCUCCGCUCUGCUCCGCUCUGCCCCGGGCUUCCCCUUGAAGGGAUUUCCCUCCUCCUCUGUAGCUGACCCUUUAUAAGGAGCGGACUUUCCAUUUCACUGUACUGGCCGUUCUGGCUUCGGGAGCUAGACUUGCCAGGUCCUUUCAGGUGGGCGGACGUAGGGUUUGGAAUCACUGUUCUCUCAUCACGGAAGCGGCUUACAACUGCCUGGGAAGAUGGCCAUGAUCUUUGGAGCUUGGAAGAUACUGUGGACAGUGUUUGCAGUCUCUCAGGCUUUUAGAAUUGAGACCUCCCCAGAAUCCAGGACGCUUGCUCAGAUAGGCGACUCUGUCUCGCUCACUUGCAGCUCCAUGGACUGCGAGGCCCCAUCCUUCUCUUGGAGAACCCAGAUAGACAGCCCACUGAACGCCAAGGUGAGGACAGAAGGGGCCAGGUCCACGCUGACCAUGGAUCCGGUCGGCUUCGAGAACGAGCACUCUUACCUGUGCACAGCGACCUGCGGGCCCCAGAAACAGGAAAAAGGAGUACGCGUGGACAUCUACUCUUUCCCCAAGGACCCAGAGAUCCAGCUGAGUGACCUUCCAGAGGUCGGGAAGCCCGUCACAGUCCGGUGUGUGGUCCCCAAGGUAUUCCCGCCUGACAGGCUGGAGGUGGAGUUACUGAAAGGUGGCUCUACCCUGAUCAGCCAGCACUUUGCAGAAGAUGAGGUCAAGAAGGCCCUGGAAACCAAGAGCCUCGAAGCCUCCUUUACUCCCACCGUUGAGGAUACUGGGAAAGUACUUGUCUGCCGAGCUAAAUUAAAUAUAGAUGAAAGCACUGAUUUUGAAGAAUCAAGCCCCAAAGAAAGGGAGACUAGCCGAGAGCUGCAGGUCUACAUCUCGCCCAAGAACACAGCGAUCACUGUGCAUCCCUCUGCGAGCCUGCAAGAGGGCGACUCUGUGACCAUGACGUGCUCCAGCGAGGGGCUGCCAGCGCCUGAGAUUCUGUGGAGCAAGAAACUAGACAAUGGAAACCUACAGCUUCUUUCAAGGAAUGCAAGUCUCACCUUAAUUGCCAUGAAGAAGGAAGAUUCUGGAAUUUAUGUCUGUGAAGGAGUCAAUCAGCGUGGAAGAAACAGAAAAGAGAUCGAAUUAGUUGUUCAAGAAAAAGCAUUUACUGUUGACGUCUCCCCUGGACACCAGGUUGUCACUCAGGUUGGAGACUCGCUUGUGUUGACCUGCAGUGUCGCAGGCUGCGAGAACCCAUUUUUCUCUUGGAGAACGCAGAGAAACAACCCUCUGGGUGGGAUGGUGAGGAGCGACCGGACCGAGUCCACCGUGGCCUUGAGCUCUGUGGGUUUCGAGAAUGAAGAUCAUUACGUGUGCACUGUGACCUGCAGACACAGGAAGGUGGAAAGGGAAAUCCACGUGAAGCUCUAUUCACUCCCUCAAGAUCCAGAGAUUGAGAUGAGCGACCUGCUAGUGAGUGGGCACCCCACCACCGUAAUCUGCAAGGCUCCUCUUGUGUACCCCGCUGCCCGCUUGGAGAUUGAAAUAUAUAAGGGGGAAGCUCUUAUGAUGAAUAAGUACUUUUCCGGGGAGAUGAACAUGACAUCCCUGGAGAACAGAAGUUUGGAAAUGACCUUCACGCCCAGCCCCGAAGACACCGGAAAAGUGCUCGUUUGUCGGGCUAAGUUACAUAUCGACGGAGUGGAAUCGGAACCCAAGCAGAGGCAGAGUGCGCGGCCACUUUCUGUCAGGGUUGCCCCCGCAGGCGCUACCGUCCUGGUCCAGCCCUCCUCCACCCUGGAGGAGGGCAGCUCUGUGAACAUGACGUGCACUGCCCACGGCCUGCCCGCGCCCAGAAUCCUGUGGAGCAGACAGCUCAGCAGCGGAGAGCUGCAGCCGCUCGCGGAGAACGCCACGCUCAGCUUAGCUUCCGCCAAACUGGACGAUUCUGGCACUUACGUGUGUGAAGGGAUAAACGAGGCUGGAAUAAGCAGGAAAGAGGUUGAACUAACUAUCCAAGUGGCUCCAAGAGAUAUACAGCUUACAGCUUUUCCUUCCAAGAAUGUCAAGGAAGGAGACAUGGUCAUUAUCUCUUGCACAUGUGGAAACGUUCCAGAAACUUGGAUAAUACUAAAGAAAAAAACAGAUACAGGAGACACAGUGCUCAAGUCGGUAGGGGGUGUGUACACCAUCCACAAGGUGCAGCUGGAGGACGCGGGGGUGUACGAAUGCGAAUCGAAAGACAAGUUAAGGAGUCUAACACUGGACGUCAAAGGAAGAGACAGUGACAAGGACUACUUUUCGCCCGAGCUCCUUGCUCUCUGUUGCGCCUCCUUCUUAAUCAUGCCUGCCAUUGGGGUGAUCGUCUGCUUUGCGAGAAGAGCCAACAUGAGAGGGUCAUACAGUCUCGUGGAAGCACAGAAAUCCAAAGUGUAGUAACAUCUGAGAUGUUCAACUAGGACCAUUAUUCAUAAACCCAAAACUACUGCUCAUCAUUCCACAAGAAAAGCGAGACAAGUUCUGACUUCUCAGUGCAGGAAAACAGAAGGAAAGGCCACUUGCACCCUUUCGGGGUGUGAGAAGCCAGGGGAAAGCUUAGCGCCUGGAAGGCGGGCCGCAGAGAGGAGCCCCCGAAGCGCUGCUCCGCGGGCGCACAGGAUGACGCUCGGCACACAUGUAAAGUGGAAGCCCGCCACGCGAGGUUGCUUGGAGCGGCAGCGCGCUCCCUUCAGAUCAUGGGAGUGACCAGCCCUUUGCCUGGACGGACUGCUAAUAACUUAAUGUAUCUGUGGGAAUUUAAUUGUUAGCAUUGACUGGCAGCUGACGGACGUGAUCUCUCUAAUGUUACUUCGUUUAACAAAAUCCUCUUCUUACAAAGUUUAUUGAAAUAAUUUCAUGUUUGACGAAGAAGCCAGGGCGUCAAAUUUAUACAGGCGGAUGAUGAAGAGCACACUGGGCUGGCUUCGGGUACUGAAUACCUCAACCUAGGGGGUCCCGGGUGCCUGGCUCCCAGGCAUGGUACUGGCACGGUACGGAGACGCUGUCUGGUGUGGGUUCGUCAGAAUCGUGUGUAACUUUGCAGAGGGAGUUUUAAGAUGCAACUUCUUUUUAUUUUCUUUUGUAAGCAUUUAGGGUUUUUGUAUAGUAAAGUGAUACUUUCUGGA